AUGGACACAUCCAAUACCUUUGGUAAUUACCUGAGACAGGCUUCACACGCUGCCAAGACAAUUCUCGUCCCGCGCUCAUCACUUGAACAGUUCAAUUCAAGAGACUGUCAGAAGAUUCAGAAGAUGAGCGAGACCAUCUACGUAGGCCGUGCCAGCGGUCUCGCAAAGCUGGCUUUUGUCGCCGCCUUGGGUGCCGCCGCUGCCUGGGCUUACACUCACGUCUCCGACGGCAAAAAAGACGAGCUUCCACGAUCCGAAAGACCUGAGAUUGUGUUUGAGGCGCCGCGCAAGGAUCCCGCGUCCAAGGGAGAGAACCGUGACCAAGUAAAGAGAAGCUGGGAGCAGCCCGGUGUCUAUGUUUGGGGUUCCAAUGCCGGCAAGGUCGUCGCUCCUGACUCCAACGAGGCCGUUGUCAAGACGCCGAGGCGCCUACCGUACUUCAACGGCCAGAUCCUGCGUGAUCUGAAGCUGGACCGUGAUUUUGGCGCUGCCAUCACCGAGACCGGUGACCUGGUACAGUGGGGGGUGGGAUACUCCAAGACGACCAACACACCGGCCGUUACACUACAGGGAAAAGAUCUCGUCAAGUUGGCCCUGUCGCGGGACCGCAUCAUUGCCCUUUCAUCUAGCGGGUCCGUUUUUUCCAUCCCUAUUUCCCGCGCGGAUCAGGAGUCGGGCGAUAAGCCCAUCAUCACGUCUUGGGUCCCUUUCUGGUCCCAGCACUCUCCCCUGAGCUACCGCUCCCUCGUCCCCCAGAACCUGGGAUGGGGCGAAAAGGUUGUCGACAUAACGGGCCGCGUUUUCUCGGCAGCGUCGAGCACCGUGGAUUUCCCUUCAAAAGGACAGCUAGGCAUAUCGGGCCUCACGUGGCAAACCCGCCCGGAAGGCCCCUACUACCAGCCCCACGAAGUAAAAGCCCUUCGUGGCUCACCAAUCAAGGCGAUUGCCGCCGGCGACUUUCACUCUCUUGCUCUGGACAGUGACGGUAGCAUGUUCUCAUUCGGGGAUAACUCUAGCGGCCAGCUCGGGUUUGACCUGGAGCCAGGGUCUCCCUAUAUCGCCAAACCAUCACGUCUACCCGUGAACAAGCUUUAUAGCGGUACGAAUCUGUUGCCGAAGGUGACCUCGAUAGCUGCUGGUGGCAUGAAUAGCUACUUUACCGUCGAUGCAACCAAAACGCAAGCGACAACCAGCGACGGAGAGCUCAUACCAACCCAAGAUGUGGGCAAGAUUGUUGCGGAUACGUGGGCCUGCGGUGAAGGCAUUAAAGGCAGUCUGGGCAACGGAAAAUGGUGGCACUACUCCAAGGGCCCGACCAAGGUUAAGGCUCUGUCGAAUCUCUACGAGUACAACGAGGCUAUAAAGAGCCUGUCGCCGAUCCGGCUCGCCUAUAUCUCGGUGGGUAGCACACACGCUUGCGCCAUCAUGGACAACGUUACAACCCUCCUGGCUUCGAAGCAGACGUCCAAGUACGACAGCAACAGCGGGGCAGAUACGCUAUGGUGGGGAUUCAACGAAUAUUACCAGUUAGGGACAGGAAAGCGAAGCAACGUGAACACGCCAGUGUAUAUUCGACCGCUCGAUAGCAGCGAUGUGGGGACGAGCAACAAGAAGGGAGUGGAAGGAGAGCGCCUCCAGCUCGCACCGAGAACAACGAUUCGUCUUGGCGAGGGGGGCGUAGGCAGGAAGGCGAGCGUGGAGCAGCGGGUCGAAUGCGGGCGUCAUGUCACAGCUGUCUACUCUGCAACAUGAGACUAAGUCCGCAACUAUCGGCGAUUCCACAGCGGGAUUUCUGCAUGGCGGUUCAUCUCUGCGGAAACGCAGUCGAGGCAGAUGUCGUGCGUUCAUGGAGGAUUUGGGACUAUGUUGGGUGUAUGAUGUAUCGAUUAAUAUCGUGGGUUCACGAUGUGUAAAAAGUUAUUGUACCUACACAUGUCCUAUUAUGUAUGGGUAGCGGAAUUUUUAAUCCACUCAUCUC
This is a messenger RNA of Lasiosphaeria miniovina, 1978 nucleotides long. Its product is annotated as regulator of chromosome condensation 1/beta-lactamase-inhibitor protein II. Bases 1 to 1752 code for a protein of 583 amino acids. Gene Ontology annotation, biological process: mitochondrial respiratory chain complex III assembly. Lineage: Eukaryota; Fungi; Ascomycota; Sordariomycetes; Sordariales; Lasiosphaeriaceae. The transcript has 6 exons. The record is from RefSeq and is a predicted model, not a curated record. Gene Ontology annotation, cellular component: mitochondrial inner membrane.